This is a messenger RNA of Talaromyces proteolyticus, 3022 nucleotides long. RefSeq names its product putative R3H domain protein. The transcript has 4 exons. The record is from RefSeq and is a predicted model, not a curated record. NCBI's taxonomy places the organism in Eukaryota, Fungi, Ascomycota, Eurotiomycetes, Eurotiales, Trichocomaceae. Gene Ontology annotation, biological process: galactose metabolic process. Bases 325 to 2697 code for a protein of 790 amino acids. Gene Ontology annotation, molecular function: nucleic acid binding.
UGAGAUCUAAUACUACAACUACGACUACUACGAUUACUACAUCCCUCACGCCACAACCACAUGAGUUCCGGUCCUAAAAAGGCAGGGGUCUACAAUAAUCCCGCGGUGGCUCUUCGGUCUAUUCCAUGAAAUUGAAAUUUUAGUCCUUAUGGCGCACGUUAGAUUUCAGAGAGAUGCCUCCAAUCUGCCUGGGCUCUGAAGUGCGAGAUUUUUAGUGAUUUAGUCUGCUCUUGACGUACGACGUCUUUCUUUCUUCCGUCGGGGUGCUUUAAUUCUUGACGAUCGCUUUGGGUUUCUUUUCGUGCUGCUCAAGUCUACGUAUGUAUGAUGACUUCAAAAACUUCGGGGCUUGGUGCAUCUCGACCCUCGUUUGCAAAAAUUGCCGCUAUGGCCGUGCCUCCAAAGCCUCAGAAUGACACAUUUAUUCGUGAUGAAACAGAGAUUCCUGCGGCUGGAGAAUUGAAAAGCCCGCCCAUAUCGCACAUGUCAAGUACCACAUUGCCUAGUCAGUCAGGCCAGGAUGGCCUGACGAAUAUCCCCUUGGAUGGUGUCAUACAGGGUCUUGAGAAUGGUGUAGAGGGUCUGUCAAUAAACCAGCAUGGAUCGGAAGGCUCUGAGUCUUCUGACGAAGGCCGUGCAACUAGGCUACUUCAAAGAGAAGCAUCCUUUGACGACGACCAGACACAUUUGUCAAACAGUUCUACAAAACCUACCAGCUUCGACUCAAAGAGCAUGGUUUCCGUAACUACUUUUGCGAUGGACGAAAAAGACUCUCUCCGCCCAGACGAUAGUGCAAGUGUCCAGGCAGCAGACGAAGACGAAUCUCUUCCCGGCGCAGCUUCUGGAGCCACCAAUUCCCUUGCUGGCUCAGAGGCUGGGGCUCGAGGUUUUCGAGACCAAUUCAGAGAGGGAAAUCCUUAUAAAAUCCGGGGCCUCGUACCGACAUCCAUACAGCGCUUUCCUGACGGAGAUAUUCGUGUUGCAGGCACUAUUCCUCCGGACUCAGUGUCCAACAAUUUUGUAGUACCUACUCAAGCUGAUUUUCAAUCUGAACAAAUUUUCAAUGGCUAUCCAUUAGAGCCAGAUGAAAAACUUCUGGAGGCUAUGAGUUCGCCUAAAGAUCGUCUUUUACUGCUGCAACUGGAGGAGAAGAUCCGCAACUUCAUUCAAGAUUCGAAAGAACAAUCGUUAGAAUUACCGCCUUCAAAUGCAUUUGGCCGUCUCCUUGCCCACAAAUUGGGUGAUUAUUAUCACUUGACACAUUUUGUGGAUAACAAUGCCACUUCCGUUCGGCUUCAUCGUACGCCAUUUUGUAGACUUCCAACCCCAUUAUCAUUCCUACGGCCUGUCAACCCAAUCCACACACCUUCACCGAACGCCCCCGCUAUGAAAAUCAUGCGUCGUAAUGAUCAGGGCGCUGAACGGCCGUCAGCUGGUGGCAGCACUGCAGCUAGUUCUUCGGUUCCAUCGAAAACCGCUUCUGAAAGUGGUGGAGAUAGUUUUAAUGAUGAUGAUCAUACUGGUUCAUCUGUUGGAGCUACGCCAGUCAAAGAUCGUUCAGCAAUGACUCGAGAAGAAAGAGCGGCUAAAUAUCAAGAAGUUCGAGAGAGGAUCUUUCGAGAUUUCCCCGAGUCGCAGGCCGAAGAGUCUCCCGGGGGUGAUAUCGGCGCAAAUAUAUCCAGGUCGAGUUCAAGCAGCGGACGCAAGAAAAAUCUUAGACAAAAAACACCGCAUGACGAUAGUUUCCAAGCCAGAUCUCAGUUCAAUGCAUAUUAUCCCGGGAUGCCUUAUACACCAGGCCCAAUGCAAAUGCCCAAUGGAUCAGGUUACAAUCAAUCUCCAUAUAUGGUCGGCCCUGGUGCUUCGCCUCCUGCCAUGAAUUAUCCUCAAAGCACACAUAAUCCAACUGCGUACCAAAAUAUGAACAAUGUACCUCAAUACCAAAUGAACAUGGCUCACAUGGCGCAAGGCAACUCCUGGCAAGCUUCUACAGCGCCCCAGCAGUCACCUUACUCUGGAUACGCUGUCCUCAAUCAGCCUCCGCCCAUGUUAGGUCACGCGCAAACACGGUCCCCUUCGACGAUGAACAAUUUUCCUCUUCCUAAUUUUGCACAAUCUACCCCUACUGCGUCGCCAUCGUGGACUGGCCAGCCAUAUCAAGGCAAUUACUCACAAUCCCCUCAACGCAGUGCACCAAUUCACUGGCAAAACUACUCCGCGCCCUCAAUGGCUACUAACACGAACCCAUACUCCUACGGCCAACCGCCAAAUCAACAUUAUCCCUCUCCUACUCAAAAUAUGGUCAACCACCCGAUACCAGGUAGCUACAAUAGACCUACGUUUAACCCACAAACUCGAUCUUUUGUGCCAGGAGGAAACACUGUGAUGGGUCGAUAUCCUAACAAGGCCAUGCCGCAUACAGCCAACGUUGCAUAUGGCAAUCCUCAACCGGCUAGCCAACAUCAGUGGUCAGGGUAUAUGGAGAGCAAUAGUCAAUCUCUGGCUCAUGUGUCCCCGUUGUUAAGCAACCGAAAUAAUAGCAAUAUCAGUGGCCCGAAUUCUAUGACACGAGUUGCACCAGCUGGAAGCAACGAUUCAAUUGCUAAAUGGGGCACCCCUGCUCAUCUUCCUCCAAAGCCACCACCAUCGGAAGUUCUUUCUGAAUUUGAGUCACCCAAAUCGAGGUCUCUGGGCUAGGGUGUCCUAUUAAUGAUUAUCAUGGCAUUACUGUCUCGGGUGAAACAUACUUGAUUCUGUCUGGAGUCUUGCAAGAUCGGGUGUUUCAUUUCGACUGCAUAUGAUGGAGGGAUUAGUUACAUAGUUUACGAUAGCAUGUCUGGCGUUUGGCAGAACUUGCUGUUGAGCAAACAUAAGGUAGUUCUAUGGCGCUAGCAAGCUCUUCAAUGCGAAACUGUCUUUACAAGGUAAAUCAUUCUUGCAAAGCAGAGUAGAAGUAAUACAUUAAAAAGGAACAGCUAUCGCUCUUAGAAAAAAUGUAGUACAGCUGCACAUAUUGUAUUCG